Trichoderma gamsii is the source of this 5325-nucleotide messenger RNA. RefSeq names its product chitin synthase. The transcript is spliced from 3 exons. Gene Ontology annotation, molecular function: ATP binding; cytoskeletal motor activity; chitin synthase activity. Gene Ontology annotation, cellular component: cell periphery; myosin complex; cell septum. Lineage: Eukaryota; Fungi; Ascomycota; Sordariomycetes; Hypocreales; Hypocreaceae. The record is from RefSeq and is a predicted model, not a curated record. Bases 1 to 5325 code for a protein of 1774 amino acids.
AUGGCGAACCGGCUGUCCAUGUUCUCCAUGGCCUCGGAGGCUCGAGCUGGCGGACCGCAGGCCACCCAGGUCACGACAACCACCUUGCUCAACGCCAUCCACAACAUCUAUCUCUCAUCACAGCCGCACCAGCUAGACGCCAGCACCAGCGCCGUUGUCAACACCUGGCUGACGGCCGCCCAAGGCGGUCCUGCUGUUGAUGCUACUCUCGCGUCGCGGGCUUGGGAACAUGCCAGGCGACGUGCCGAGGACGGCUGCAUCAUCUUGGGUUCUCUGCAUCAAUCGACCCCUUCCCUUCUCGUCCCUUUCUUGUCGUCGUUCCCGUUUGCGAUUCCAUCUAGCGUCUACAAGGCUCUGGAGGCCCUUCAGCCGCUUCUUCGAUGUGUCACUCCGCAGAACCCGUCAGCCCCAAAGCAAGCUGGCCUCGGUGUGACUCUGGCCCUGAACCUCGCUGGCAACAUUACUGGAGCUACACUAGCCCUCUCACAAGGCGGAAUUGACACCUCUGCCGGCCUGCUCGACAUUCCUGCUGAGGCGGGCUAUCGCGCCUUUGAUGUCUUCUACUACCUGUUAACCUCGGCCUCAACACCAGCUGAGAGGGAAUUUUUGAGCCUCAAAUCAGCAUCUGCCUACACACUCCUUUCUCGUUCUGGCACAUACGACCCGCCAUCAUAUCUGCCCACUGCUGAUGAUUCUGCAUCGGCUGAUGACUUUCGCCAGGCCCUCAAAGACAUUGGCAUCAAAGGUUCAGCUCACCGGAAUUUCAUUUCCACUCUCGCCGGCCUGCUCAAGCUUGGCGAUACCCUUGAUUACAGCAUUGAAUCUGAGGCGUUGGAAGAGAUUGGUGAGGAUGUCGGCGGCCUGCUCGGAAUCGAUCCCGAGGUCGUCCUUCGUCACUGCAGCACAGAGGACCGCAAAACUUUGGUUGGCGGGCUAUACGAAUCCCUUGUUGACUGGGUCAUCUCCAAGGCCAAUGAUGCCAUUGCCGCACAGCUGACCCGCAUCAAGGAUGGUGACGAGUCUCUGGACGGUCAUGGUGUCCGUACUCCCACUUCAAACGAAGAUAAUGGAGAUACUGUCUCCAUUACCGUUCUUGAGGUGCCAGACCCAGCUCUUGGCAGGGCACUCUGCAUGCGUUCCGUCUUCGAUGAUACGCAAGGCAUCAAUGCCGAAAUGAUUGGCGAUGGCUUCGAGAUUCCUUCAGCCGGUUCAUCUAUUCUGAGAGAAGUCCAACAGGCUGUAUCUGAAGUAGCACCGGACUUGGGAGUUAUGAAUGGCCCACAAGGACGUGAGCGACAGCAUGAGCUGGAGAAGAGGGAAGUUAUCCUGGAGAAGGCUGCUUAUGGCGCAGACGAGGGUAGUUUUCUGAAGAAGCUGCUCUUCCCCGUCGAAGGCCAAGGCAUCAACCUGGGCAGAGCUGGCCGUAUUGAUCUCCCCACAAUGCUUAGCUCCAACCGCAUGUGGUAUCAUCUCUGCUUGCACCCAACCGAUGAUUCCCCUGCCAGCCUAGCCGCGCUACCCUCCAUUACGUCUGCUUGGUCGGCCGGCACUGUCUCUCGACAGCUUCGCUCCUGGAGGCUGCCAGAAUGGGCCAACCGCCGGCAUAGAAAUCUCGACUUUACUGCCGACUUUGACGUUGAUGAGUUCGUGCACCGCUAUGCUCCUCUGGGCUGCAGGGAUGGGCGAGAAGGCAUCGAGACAUGGAUGCUGGAGCGUGGUUGGAGCAACGGUGAAGUCUUCAUCGGCAAGGAACGGGUCUGGAUUCGCGAAAAUGCAUGGUGGGAGGCCGAGAGCAUGCUUGAUGUCAAGCCAGGCGAUGAACUGCAUCCCAUCCACAGCAACCCCUUCAAUAGUGGCUUUGAUACUGGCUAUUCGGGGACUGGCAGCGGCUACUUCCCACCGACCGGCCUGGACAAUGGAGUCGGCUCCAGCCGUGACGCACUGGCUCACAACCGCGGCAUGAGCCAAAGCAACAUGAGCCAAUUCACGCUCGGUCACAACCAGGCGCCGCAUGCCGCGCCAUCCAUCCACCCAUCCAUUGCACCUACUAUGCGCAAUGGUGACUAUGGUCUGGGUAACAAGGGAGACCUGUAUAGGAAUGACGGUUUCUAUAACGCAGAGGCCGCUGCCCUCGAUCCCGAGCUAGCUGAAAACAAACAGAUUGAGACAAAGGAGGUCGACAACGCCCGUCGAGCCUGGGUCUGGUUCUGCUGGGCCAUGACAUGGUGGAUUCCUUCCUUCUUGCUCCGCUGGCCUGGUGGCAUGAAACGCCCCGAUGUCCGCAUGGCCUGGCGCGAAAAGUUCACGCUGUGCAUGUUGAUUGUCCUCGUCAACGGUAUCAUCGUUUUUUGGAUUGUCGGAUUCGGACGUGUUCUUUGCCCUAACAUGGACAAGGCUUGGAACCGUAAGCAGGUUGGCUUCCACCAAGGCGAAAACGAUUACUAUGUCAGUAUCCAUGGAAGCGUCUAUGAUCUCACCAAAUUUUGGAAGCAACAGCACAGUGACACCGCCAUCAAGACCACUUCUGACGUCAUGUUGCCCUUGGCUGGUCUCGAUUUGGACGAUUACUUCAUUCCUCCCUUGAACGUAGCCUGCCCAGGUCUUGGUAUUUCAGAUGCCUUUCAGCUAUCCCUCAACAACACCGUCCUAUACCCAACAGCUGUGCAUACUUCAGGCCACUUCCAACCUGAUCCUACUACUAAGCUGCACGACGAGAAUUGGUACUUUAACGUCUUUGAGCCAGCUAUCGAGGAAUACUACAAGGGAGAAUUGGUUUACACCAAAAAUGAUGUUGCGAAAGAAGGCAAUAACGAGCAAAGGAUGUGGGCCAUGUAUGGCAACAAAAUCUACGAUCUGACCAACUAUUUCUCGACCCUCGCUGUUUAUGAUAACAGUAAACAGUCCGUGUUCCUCAACAAGGACAUCACCGAUCUAUGGGCCAACAAUCCUGGAACCGAUAUCCAGAGCAAACUCGACAUUCUCCUCAACGAUCCCAACAACAACAGCACCGUACACGCCAAUCUUGAAAACAGCUGGUUUUGCAUACAACGGCUUUUCUUGAAAGGCUACACUGAUUUCCGCGUAACCCCCCGAUGCACAGUGAACAACUGGAUUCUUCUCUCCUUUACCAUUGUUCUGUGUGUUGUCAUUGGGCUCAAGUUCGUGUCCGCCCUCCAAUUUGGCGGCAAGCGACGCCCUUCUCCUCAAGACAAAUUUGUCAUCUGCCAAGUCCCUGCCUACACAGAAGGUGAAGACUCGUUGCGAAAAGCACUCGACUCGUUGACGGCCUUGCAAUACGAUAAUAAGCGCAAGCUCAUCUGCAUCAUCUGUGACGGCAUGGUUGUCGGAGGAGGUAAUGAUCGGCCUACGCCCAAGAUUGUUUUGGACAUCCUGGGUGUCGACCCCAAAGUUGACCCUCCGGCUCUUCCAUUCAAAGCUGUGGGUGCUGGCGGUGAUCAGCUUAACUACGGGAAAGUCUAUUCUGGCCUUUACGAGUACGAAGGCAAUGUUGUUCCAUAUCUGGUCGUUAUCAAAGUCGGUCGAGAGGCAGAACAAAGGAAGUCAAAGCCCGGUAACCGUGGAAAACGUGAUUCCCAGAUUCUUCUUAUGAGCUUCCUUAACCGUGUACACCAUCGCUCUCCCAUGAACCCGCUCGAGCUGGAAAUGUUCAAUCAGAUCAACAAUGUCAUUGGCGUGGACCCUGAGCUGUACGAAUACCUGCUCAUGGUUGAUGCCGAUACGUGUGUCCAGGAAGACUCCUUGAACAGAUUGGUUGCAGCUUGCGCUCAUAACGCAAAGAUUGCCGGUAUAUGCGGUGAGACCAGUCUCGAGAAUGACCAAAAGUCCUGGUGGACAAUGAUUCAGGUCUAUGAAUACUAUAUCUCUCAUCAUAUGGCGAAGGCUUUCGAGUCUUUGUUUGGUAGCGUUACUUGUUUGCCCGGAUGUUUCACCAUGUAUCGUCUUAGAACAGCAGAAAAGGGCAAGCCUCUAAUCAUUUCUGAUGCUGUCAUCCGGGAUUAUAGUGUUUGCGACGUCGAUACACUUCACCAGAAGAAUCUUCUCUCUCUGGGUGAGGAUCGAUUCUUGACAACGUUGAUGACAAAGCACUUUCCUUCUAUGCAAUAUAAGUUCUUGCCGCAUGCUCAGUGCAAGACGGCUGCUCCAGAAUCGUGGAGCGUUCUCUUGUCCCAGCGUCGUCGAUGGAUCAACUCCACCAUCCACAACUUGGUUGAGCUUAUGCGAUUGAAGGAUAUGUGUGGCUUCUGUUUCUUCGGCAUGCGCUUCAUUGUCUUCAUGGAUCUCUUCGGUACCAUCAUUCUUCCUGCGACGUGCGCUUACCUUGGCUACAUGAUCUACAGCGUGGCGACACACCCGACCUCGUUCCCACUGUGGUCCAUUGUCAUCUUGGCUGCCGUUUAUGGUCUUCAGGCGCUCAUCUUCCUCUUAAAGAGGCAAUGGCAGCACAUUGGAUGGAUGAUUAUCUAUAUCCUCGCAUACCCCAUUUACUCGUUUGCCCUUCCGGUGUACUCCUUCUGGAACCAAGACAAUUUCUCCUGGGGUAACACUCGUGUCGUUAUUGGAGAGAAGGGCAACAAGCAAGUGAUUGCUGUAGAUGACGAAGGCUUUAAUCCGGCGACUGUCCCUCUACAGCUCUGGGAUGAAUAUGCUCUGACCAACAAUCUUCCAGGCCGCCGUGGCAACUACAAUUAUCAGGAGAAGCAAGACUUUGGCUACAAUGAGCAGUACGAGAUGGACGAAAUGAAAUCCGUCUACUCUGCCGGUCCUCAAGGCUCGGUCCUCACUGGUAUGCACGGACGCAACACAUACAUGCCUCCCCAGUCUCCUGCACCUUUCGCCGCCAGCCAUAUCGGCGAUCCAUCAUAUAUGCACCGCCAGUCAAUGAUGUCCAUGGGCACUGCGGUUCAGGAUCGCAGCCAGUCACCGUAUUCUGACUUCCCCCAGCGUACUAGCGUGAUGCAUACCCGAGGUCCGUCCAACCUGACUCCAUCGCCAGGCUUGUCUCCAGGCUUGUCCCCAGGCUUCGGUGGCAUGAACCGCUCGUCUUCUGCCAUGAGCUUUGGUCGAGGCCAUGAGGCCACGCGGUCAACAACUUCGUUUGAUUUCCACGGUGCAGCCGGCGGCAUCAUGUCAUCAGAUGCUGCCAUCGUCGAGGCUAUCCAAAGCGUUCUGCAAGGCGUUGACCUGGACACCGUGACUAAGAAGCAGGUUCGUGCCCUUGUUGAACAGCGCCUGCAAACGGAGCUUGUUGGCGAGCGUCGCACGUUUGUAGACAAGCAAAUCGACCGUGAGUUGGAGAAUAUGUAA